UGCUAUACAUACUAUACAUGGCCACCAUGGACCCUGAUCCCUGAGCCUCGGAACAUUUGCCCCGUGUUGUUGUGCCUUGAGCUUGCUUCCCCGUAUGACCAGACCUGUCCUCCUUUUGCACACUCACAUAAACACACACACACACACACACACACACAUACAUACACAUCCACGCACUUGCGCCAUCAUCACCCACUUCUCCUCUCACGCCUGCUCUCACCGCCGCUGCCUUCUUACGACAUCAAGGGUAUACGUACAUUUCGCUCAAAACUGCCGCCGAAGCGAUCGGGGCCGAGGACUCCACCGCCACUCAGUCACUACAUCAUCACCACCAGUCGGACUUUAGGGGCCUGCGAGACAACACGCGCACGUCGCCUCCGGACCUGUCGCGGGCCAUGACGAGGUGAUGGAACAAGUGAUUCCCAAAGACUCGCCGCUGGCAGAGCUUCUCGAAGGAACCGGUCGAGGUUCCACCCCACCCUCUCCCACAACCUCCUCACCACCUGCACACGCUCCCGACUUUGCCCCCCGUGGGCCUUCGACACUGCAGUCACGUAUACGGGACAAGCUCCCGCGCCCGUUGAGCGUUCCCACAUCCCACCAUGGCUCCGUGUCGCGCAUUCAUAGCGCUUGCUCGAAAGCCCUCAAUUCCCGACUCGGCCGCUCCGACAACCAGCGUUUCCUCGAACACUUUCGUUAUCUCAUCGUUGCUUCCCAGCUGCUGAAUGAGCCCGGCGGUUUGCGAACGGCCGGUCUCCCCAGCUUCGCCGCUGCAAAUGGCCCCGCUGGGCCGCUGGAUUUUCAUGUGGCCACUGUCAGCGUCAAUGGUGCCUUUCUCACGGCCGCGACAGCCUUCAUGCUAGUCUGGGUUAUCCACUGGUCUCGCAGGCGAGCCAGCAAGAUGCGCAUCGCAGUGGUGCUGUUGGUAUUCGCUGCUAUAGCCACGGCCGUGUACACCUAUCUUCGUCGCCAAAGGCUCCAAUACCUGCGUCACCAGGCUGUAGAUGGUGUUUCUACCCUCGUCACAAACCUUCAAGCAUUCGAAGCUUCGACGUCAUCAGCCCUUGCAUUGAUUCAAGAGGUGGAACUCGUUUCAAGGGGAUACCGGUUAAGUAGCCCUCUGCCGCCCAUCUCGAGGAUCGAAGAGAAAGGCCAAGCCCGCCGUUGCCAACGAUUACGCAAGAGCCUACGGUCUGUCUUUUCCGAGGCAAUGCCCAUAUUCGCCGAGCAAUGUGGUCUGCUUAAGGGCUUGAUCGAGGAAGAUGACCUGGAAAAGUAUCUCGAUGUCUACGACGUGAGCAAUCCGGACCUGCAAGAUGCUGCCCAAGGCUACUCGGAAGCGGAAUUCGAAGAUGCCGAAACUUUAAAGGUUCUGAGAGUUCUACAGUAUCGCCUAUUUACUUUGAGAAGAGUUUACCUGUGCUCUCUGCUCGCGCUCGAAGCGGAUGGUGGAAAGCCCGACUUCGUCCGAUGGAGAUCGGUUGUAGAUUCGUUGACGACUCUUGCCGCGACCACGGGAGACUGGAGUGAAAAAUUCAAUCGCGUACUGGGAGAAGAGGAGCAGUUCAUUCUUCCAUCACCCCUCAAAGUUCAAUCGACACCCAACCGGGACCGUCUACGGAAUUCUGUCCGAAAGCUGGGCGGCUUGUCUCAGGGCAUUCGCGGUCUGCAAGCGAAAAUGCAGAUUCUCCGCGAAGAGUCACACAAAAGCUUGGAGGAAUCUGAUGACGUAACUGACCUCGGGGCACAUCUCAUGUCGCAAUACGACUCCAUCGGGGCUGAUCUCAAGAACCUGAUUCAAGCAUGGGAAGCCGGCAGGAGUGCUUUGGCAGUAAAUAUCGAUCGACAGGAGCGACGGAUGUCGUUGGCAUCAAGCGGUUUGCGGUCUCCAGUUCCCAGUCUCGGCGGUUUGACUGCUGUUGAAGAGGGAACGCCAAUGGACGCACUUCGCGCAUUGAACGGCGACAGUCCCCAGCAAUCUGCCCCGCCCAGCAUAGGGAGUAAUUCCGACGACGAGAUUUUCGAAGCGAUUGCUAUCCCCAAAACCCGGCUGACUAUGACGAGGGAAGAGCGAAUGCACAAAAUUGCGGAAGAUCGAGUACGGCAAGCGUCUGCGCGAGAGCAACGUGAAUCUAGCAACAACAUGCUCAAAGAACUCGAAUCAGUCAUCAACCUUCGACCGCAAAGAGUUGGCCCUAAAGGAAGAAUAACAAGCAUCUGA
Messenger RNA from Periconia digitata, 2221 nucleotides. The record is from the annotation of a GenBank genome assembly. Lineage: Eukaryota; Fungi; Ascomycota; Dothideomycetes; Pleosporales; Periconiaceae.